Molecule: messenger RNA, 1386 nt
Organism: Pantherophis guttatus
Lineage: Eukaryota; Metazoa; Chordata; Lepidosauria; Squamata; Colubridae
Gene: SNRPA
Product: small nuclear ribonucleoprotein polypeptide A
Molecular function (GO): RNA binding
Source: RefSeq, a predicted model, not a curated record
CGGGAGGCGCGCGCGUGAGCCCGAGCAUCCCGGAUAGCAGCCGUCGUAGCUCGAGCGGAAUUAGAAGGGAAAGGCGGAGGGAAGGGGAAGCGGUGGCCGCGGUUUCUUGGAAAGAAAGUGGAUCCCGGGUAGAUUGUACACAAUAUGCGACAACGUUUGGUGCGCUCCGAGGAGGAGGAGGAGGAGGAGGAGGAGAAAGGCUUGAGCGGCAUUGGAUCCAGAGCCGGCCGUUUGGAGGAAGCCUCAGCUUUGCAGUUGUUAUGGCGGUCCCAGAAUCCCGGUCCAACCACACCAUCUACAUCAAUAAUCUCAAUGAGAAAAUCAAGAAAGAUGUUUGGGCAGAUCCUUGACAUUCUGGUGUCCCGCAACCUGAAAAUGAGAGGCCAGGCCUUCGUCAUUUUCAAAGAAAUUUGCAGCUCCACCAAUGCCUUACGUUCCAUGCAGGGGUUCCCUUUUUAUGACAAGCCCAUGAGGAUCCAGUAUGCCAAGGCAGAUUCUGACAUCAUAGCCAAGAUGAAGGGCACUUUUGUGGAGCGGGACCGCAAAAGAGAGAAGAGAAAGCCCAAAGGCCAGGAGGCACAAGCAGUUAAGAAGCAGAUGCCAGGAGCAGCUGCCCCAGUUGCCCCCUCUGUCCAGGGCACCGUGCCGGGCAUGCCCCCCAUGAACCAGGGCCCCUGUGUGAUGCACCACAUGCCAGGGCAGCCCCCUUACAUGCCACCUCCAGGCAUGAUGCCACCACCUGGCAUGGCACCGGGUUCCAUCCCCCCAGGAGCGAUGCCACCACAACAGAUGCUGCCAGGACAGAUGGCUACAGCGCAGCAGCUGUCAGAGAAUCCUCCUAACCACAUCCUGUUCCUCACCAACCUUCCCGAGGAGACAAAUGAGUUGAUGCUGUCCAUGCUUUUUAAUCAGUUCCCUGGCUUCAAGGAGGUGCGGUUGGUGCCCGGGCGCCAUGAUAUUGCCUUUGUUGAAUUCGACAAUGAGGUGCAGGCCGGUGCCGCCCGUGAUGCCCUCCAAGGAUUCAAGAUCACCCAGAACAAUGCUAUGAAGAUCUCCUUUGCCAAGAAGUGAGGCCCUGUCCUGAGGUGGGGGCACUUCCUGAACUGUUGGCCUUUUUUUCUAGUUUUUGCUUGUAAAAUUGUUUAUGUUGUUUCUCUAAUGUUGUCUCCUGUGCAGGUAAGUGUGUGUGUGUAUGUGUAUGGAUGAGUGAAAGAGAAACAAAUUGCAGUUGUACGAAAGGCAGGCAGAGUUGGGUGCCCGUUGGAUGUGUGGCGUCUGAAAGGGAGCAGCCGAUUCCUGGCAAAAGCUUUGUACCCAGAGUCUGACGGCCAGACAUCGCACCUGGAGCUUUUCCUUUGGGCAAUAAAUGUGUUUCUUUGUUCUUUC